This is a messenger RNA of Zootoca vivipara (common lizard), 566 nucleotides long. RefSeq names its product small nuclear ribonucleoprotein polypeptide F (gene SNRPF). The record is from RefSeq and is a predicted model, not a curated record. Gene Ontology annotation, cellular component: U1 snRNP; pICln-Sm protein complex; catalytic step 2 spliceosome. Lineage: Eukaryota; Metazoa; Chordata; Lepidosauria; Squamata; Lacertidae. Gene Ontology annotation, biological process: spliceosomal snRNP assembly; mRNA splicing, via spliceosome. Gene Ontology annotation, molecular function: RNA binding.
CUAGCGGAAGCGGAAGUGUUCUUCGUCACUUCCGUGCUUUUUCUAUUUAGAGCUUUGGCGGGCACACGUGCUGCCCGCGAGUAAUUUUUUUUGUUGCCGCAGCCGCCCUUAGGUUGGACUGGUUGCUAUGAGUCUGCCUCUCAAUCCAAAGCCCUUCCUAAACGGGCUGACUGGGAAACCAGUGAUGGUGAAGCUGAAGUGGGGGAUGGAAUACAAAGGCUACCUCGUCUCCGUCGAUGGCUACAUGAACAUGCAGCUUGCAAAUACAGAAGAAUAUAUUGAUGGUGCAUUAUCUGGACACCUUGGUGAAGUUCUGAUAAGGUGCAAUAAUGUCCUUUAUAUAAGGGGUGUGGAAGAAGAAGAAGAAGAUGGAGAAAUGAGAGAAUAACUAUUUUUGGGGGGGGUGUUUUUUUUAACUGUGCUAAGAAAUUUAGUUGUCCCCUUUUGUUUGUUGGCUUUUUAAAGGUUUCAUCAAGUAACAUUUUUUAUGGCCAACAAAAUAAACAUUGUCAUUGAAUAAAAAUUACCACUAUGGAAGAAAAAUAAACAUACUAUUUCUGACAGUU